UUAGGCUUUGUUAUCAAAUCCUGGUUUUUCUUGUUUCGACGACACACUAAAUUGCUUUGAGAUCCCCUCUUUUGCAGGGAAAUAUUUAAUUCCUAGCAAAAUGACCACUCACUCUCGACAAAUUCUAUUGGUUCGGCCGAGGCGAUACAAGCACGCACGCAGAUGACUCCUUUUCUUGCUAUUGAAGCUUAGGCAAGUUCCCCGUUUCAUUUGUCACAAUUUCGUCAAGCGUUCAUCUACUAAUCUUACAAGCACUGGUUCUGGUUUUCGGCAAUUUCAUGCCAUUCAAAAAUGUUUCUUAAACAGAAAACGCCGAAUUAAUUACUCAGCUUGCAUAACAUGAAACCUUUUGAAGUUUGGGGUUUUUGUUGCUGCUUUACAGUUUAAUAUUCGAUUUUCUCAGAGCAGUGAAUUUAAUAAAGUCCAUCCAUACGGUUCUUGGGCAGGGUUGUUGGUUUUAGUUUACAUCUAGCUUCUGUUGAGAAUAUUGAACUGUGGAUUGGAUCCAUGUAAAGAAAGAUAUCAUGCACUUGUGCAGAAAACCUAAUUUUUCUGCCUGGAUUGCCUCUAAACGAGAUUCCCAUUGGGCAAUUUGACGUCAAGGAGAGUUUGGAUCAAUAUUUACAAAGCGAGCUGUUGGGCCUUAAGGGUUGCUUUUGAAGAUUUGUGAAGAGGCUUGAAUUAAUUGGGCAUUCAAUAAAACAGAAUGUUCAGGCCAGGAGGAUAUGCUCCUCAGUACAGACACGGUCCUCCAGGGACUUCCGUUCAGGGGCAUCCAGUACAUGGACCUGCGAUGCAUGGAAGUGGCCCUGGUUUUCCAGGUGGGUACCAGCAGAAUAUAGGCUUUGGACAUCCUCCGACAAUGCCUCCUCAAGCAUCACAUGCACCACCUGGUUUCACUCCAAUUCCUUAUGUAGAAAAUCAGGGAACUCAUCCUCUCCAACCUUCGUAUGGAAUGAUGGCCUCAAUGCAGCCCCUUGAACCACAGCACUUUCCAGGGCCACCACCUGGCCAGCCGUUUCAUGGGCAACCUCCUCGAUAUCCUCUACCUCCGCCUCCUAAUUUCAAUGGCGCUCUUCUCCCUGGUCCUCCUGUAAAUAUGCAAACCCCAACCCUACCCCUGCGUCCUACCUUUUCUCCAGUAUUGCCACCACAGCUAUCGUCUGGAAACCAGUUAUCUCAAUCAUUUACACCUUCACACAUGGUACCCCAGCAUGCGCCACAGCCACCUUUUCUGGUUGGGGAGGUUUCUCAACCACUUCCACCUUUACAUACAUUACCCGAGGGUUUAGCUCAGCCUCCACUGCCACCUCCUACAUUCAGUGUUUCUCAGUCAUCCUCGUCCUUACACACACAACAGUUUAACCUGCCAGAGUCGACACUAUCACAACUUGCUUCGGGGACUUCUCAAUCACUUCCAGCUUCAACGGAUAUGUCCAAUCCACUUCUACCUUCACACUUGAUCACUUUACCUCCACCCCCACAGACGCCGAGUGAUAUUGAAGUUGUUCAGAAUAUUGAGAUUCUUUCUGAAUUUGUUGUCAAGAAUGGACCCGAGUUUGAAAAUAUGGCACGCGCUAGACAAGCAGGUAAUCCAAAAUUUGCAUUUUUGUUCAAUGGACCAGCUGGCACUGACGCUGCUAUUGGAUAUCAAUACUUUCAGUGGAUGAAAAUGAAAUUGGAAUUACAGAUGAAAAACGGACAGGGAGCAGAGGGUCAGGGUCAGUUUGCAGAACAAUCGGAGCCACCUCUGAAUGUUUAUCAAGGUACAGAUCCAGUGUUUGAGUCACAGGCAGUGUCAAUGUCACCUGCUGUGUCAGAUGUGGAUAUGGAAGAUGAUUUUGCGGUAACUGUGACAAAGGAUGACCAGGAUCUGCAUUCAAAUCCUCCGUCAGGCAUAUCAUCAUUGAAUGAGAAAGAAAAUAAAAAUGUUUCUUAUAAUAUGAUAAUAAAAGCUACUGAUAGUGGUGAGAAAGAGGAGGUAAUGCCUAUGAAUGUAGCCCACAUGGAUUUUUCACAAUCAGAGCUUCAGGGGAAAGAAGAACGUAGCCAUUCGACAUCUGAGCAACAGCAUGUUGAAGAAAUGACCCCAGUUAAAUCUACGGGCAUAGAAUUUCAACAAAUAACAAAAAAUUCAGUAAACAUUCACAAUCAGGCUCUUAACUAUGAGGGGUAUGAGAAUGCUUCAUCCAUUGAAGAGCAAAAAGCAGGGUCUUAUGUGACACCAGGAAGUUUCAAUUUGGUGAGAAAUUAUCAGGUGAUGAUGCCUGAAUAUCUUGCUCAUGGACAUGUUGGGACAAUUCAUGGUGACAGCAGAAUGCCAGAAAUCAUGGGUUUUGCUGGGAGGAAUGGAGAGAACAUGGAAUUUGAUAAAUUUGAGCACAAUAAAGGGCAAGCCUUUGAACACAAUCAUGUUAGUAAUGGCUUGGGUGACGCUAGUAUACCUGUACAGGGUCAAAGCCAGCCUUCUUCAUGGACUAAUGAUGCCAGACAAGGACAUGAUAAUAACAAAGUUGAGGGCAACGUGCCUGCAGAGAAAAGAACUGGAAGCCCUAUUAAUGAGGGGACAAGCGAUAGUGAAUCAGAUGAAGUGCUAUAUACUGCAAAUGGAUUGCAACGAGGUCGCAGAAGCAGCAGCAAUCAGUCUCCAGGAAACAGCAGAUUGAGAUCUUGCAGCCGAUCUCCCAGGCGACAUAGGAGCAGAACCAGGUCACCCAGGAGAGGAUGUGACACCAAAGAUGGUGAGCAAGAAAAAGGAACAUGUCUCAAUUUUGAAAGAGGAAUGUGCUAUGAAGGGUCUUCUUGUAGGUUUGUUCAUCACAAAGCUGGUGCUAACAGUAUUGUGGACUAUUCUGAUGAAGAAAGUGAAGAGGGCAAAUGUUUGAAAGAGAUGGAGCAAGACCACAAAGGCAACAGCACAUCCCCUGGUAAAAAGUCUGAUGGGCAUGAUAGCUCUGUUGCAAGAGAGGAGAAGAAACAUGAGGUAUCUAAGAACGAUGAUUCUUCUGGAAAAGUUGAGAAAUCACCAGAAUGGGAUUUGGAUUUUGCUUCAGAGUCAUAUUCUGCAUAUUUUGACAGAGAGAUCUUUCAGCCUUCUGUCCUGCAUAGAGAAGGGUCGGAAUCACAGCGCUUGCGGAGGGAUGACUUUAGGCCACUACCCUUGCGAAAGGAGGACUUCGAACCACAGAUCCUUUCACGUGAAGACAUCCCAUCUCAGCCCUUUCAAAGAGAAGGGUUACAGCCACUGCCCUUGCAAAGAGAAGGCUUGCGUGCACAACUUUUGCAUGGGGAUGAUUUGCUAGCUCAUCGCCUGAAAAGAGAAGAUGGACGAACACCAUUGCUGCUUCAAAGAGAAGGAUUACUGUCACCACCUCUGCGAAGAGAAGAUAUGCAUCCACAAUUCAUACGUGGGGAAGAUUCUCGUGCCCGUCUUUUGAAUAGAGAAGAGGGACGGCCUUCAUUGCUGCCUCACGAAGAUAUGCAAAGGAUGCAUAAACAGCCUUUCCUCCAGGAAGACCUACGGGCAAAAGCUUUUAUUCAAGAUGAUUUACGUGCACACCCUUUAUUUCAUGAAGAUGUACGUGCAAGGCCUUUAUUUCGUGAAGAUGUGGAAUUAUCUCAGGAUCGAGCACGUGCAGACUCUUUUUCCCGAGAAUAUCUACGUGCACCAUUAUUGCGCAAAGAGUUGCAUGCACAUCCUUUACGUUGUGAAGACAUACGCAGUCUGCCUCUACUCAGAGGAGCUUCUUCUGGUCAGCCCUUGCUUCGGGAUGAUUUCCAAGUCCCAUCUCUACUCUCAGAUGACCUCAAUCGUGUGAAACAGCUCAGGAGAGAUAUCCUAUUAGAUCCACUUCAUAGAGGCAAUUUACGAUCUAACGAUGAAGAAUUGCAAUACCGUGCACUGCUUCGAGAAGAGAUCCGUGCUCAACAUUUGCUCAGGGAGAAGUCCCGACUAAAUGCUGAAGGUUUUCUACCCAGGGAAGAUUUGCAUCCAAGGCUCUUGUCAAGAGAAGAGGCACGCUUGAAAGCAUUAGUCAGAGAUUUUUCUUCUAAUCAGCUAGAUGUUUCAAUGGGGAAGAUUGACCCCCUUCUAUAUAGAAAUCCUUCCAUACAGAAAAAUAUUGCAUUGCCGGUUAAUUCAUCUUUCUCACCACAUCUAGAUCUGAUGAGGAAUACAGGUCCUUCACUUCUGGGACGUACGAGUUCUUUUUUAAAUCAUCCUAGAGAAGUUUCUUUUCUUGGAGAGCGUCACACAUUACAUUCAGAGGUUCCUUUCAGAAUGAAUGCAAAUCCCCUAUCUCAGCCCGACUUAGUACCUUCAGUGCCACAUACUUUGCCACCUCAUUCACCAAGAAACACUUCCCCUCAAAAUAUAUAUAGGACUGGAGUUCAACCUCAGCCAACUUAUCGCUAUUCUAAUGAUCGAGGACCAUCUGUGCCUGCUCUAUCAAGCCAACGUGGGUCUACUCCUGGAGGCCCAUAUGAUACUUGGCAUGAUAGUACUGAUCCUGCCUUAAGAUCAAAGCUAUUUGAUAUUUAUAGGGGUGAACAAAUUGAUCCUAUGGGAGCUGUAAUGGUGUCUGAUGUGAGACAACAAUUGGCGGAUGUUUACCAUGAGAAUGAUAGCGGCAAUGCUAAAACUAGUGCACCAGUUCAACCCGGGAAUGCUAAAGAUAGUUAUAAAGCUGAUUAUGCAGUUGAAGCAGCUACAGAUGCUGAAGUAGGUGUAGUUGAUAAUGAAAGCCCCCAGCUUGUUAGGGAGAGGGAGGGGAGUCCAGGGCACCAUUUAGAUGUGACAACUACAGGAGCAGGAGAGAUUGAUGUGGACCAGACACAUGCAAAUGAGAAAACGAGAAAUAUUAAGGAAAUCAAAGCAAUGAAGGUCUUUAGAAUGGCACUUGCAGAAUUAGCAAAGGAGUUACUUAAACCAACAUGGCGAGAGGGCCACAUGAGCAAGGAGGCAUUUAAAUUAAUUGUUAAAAAGGCUGUUGAUAAGGUUGCAGGGACAUUGCAAAGUCAUCAAAUACCAAACACCCAGGAGAGAAUUGACCAGUAUCUUGAGUCAUCACGGGUUAAGUUUACAAAGCUUAUUGAGGGAUAUGUUGAAAAAUAUGUCAAAGUCUGAAUUACUUAUUUGAGGAAGUGGAAACCAUUUGCUGCUUAAUUAUAGGCUAUGAAUUGACUGGUUACAUUUGAAGCCAUUCUGACUAGGAGGCAUGUUAAUGACUCCUUAAUAUAGUGAAAAUUUAUAAGGAUGGCUUUUGCAUCAAUUCUUUCUAUCUUCCAGUUUCAUAUUAAUUUUUUCCUUACGAGAAGGCACACUUGUACAGAACUUAGUAAGCCAUUAAGGCUGUAAUAUCUUGAGAUCUGGGAAAACAUUUUUGAGGUAAAAUUGUACUUUUUGAAUUGUAACUUUCAGUUUGAUAUGGCGAUUUCUUGCAAGGUGCAGUUGUAUCUUUCAGCUUCAAGGAAAUCUAUUCAUGCUAAUUACCUUGAAAAACAUCAAAAUGGUGUUGUAAGGAUUACAUUCUUUGGUUCCUUUUGGAUUAUUUGAAAUUCUAUUAAAGAUCCUACAAGAAACCUGCGAUGAAAACAAUUGUGCUGAGCUGUGCUUUCAGCUUCUAAUGGGACUUCUGAGUUUACUAUUUGGUUUCAUUGAUGUA
Cryptomeria japonica (Japanese cedar) is the source of this 5663-nucleotide messenger RNA. RefSeq lists its product as uncharacterized. The transcript has 6 exons. Gene Ontology annotation, molecular function: metal ion binding; RNA binding. The record is from RefSeq and is a predicted model, not a curated record. Bases 707 to 5125 code for a protein of 1472 amino acids. Gene Ontology annotation, biological process: RNA processing. Lineage: Eukaryota; Viridiplantae; Streptophyta; Pinopsida; Cupressales; Cupressaceae.